Molecule: messenger RNA, 4617 nt
Organism: Chelmon rostratus (copperband butterflyfish)
Lineage: Eukaryota; Metazoa; Chordata; Actinopteri; Chaetodontiformes; Chaetodontidae
Product: sialoadhesin-like
Exons: 9
Coding region: 921-2147 (408 amino acids)
Source: RefSeq, a predicted model, not a curated record
CAAGUAUCUAGCUGACCAUAUUCAGACACAGAGAGUAAGUUACAGCACGACAAGGACACAACGACCAAGAAGAUCUGUUGAUGAGAGCAGCAGAACAUGUGGAGAUGUUGUCGAUUUUCAACUAAAUACUUGGCUUAACUGAAGACUAGCAGCUUCAUUGUACUGGCUCUCAAUUUGUCCCUGCAAUGUAAGGUUACUGACCCCGAAGAAAGAAGACGAGGAUAAAAAGCUAGCAAAGCUUGAAACGACCGUUUCUAUCAACCGAAACCCCCGGCGCCCGCUUCUAACAGAGGAGAGAGACACAUUGGGAAGACUGGACUGCGUGCAACGAAGUCACUGCAAGUUUCUGCGAAGUUUCUCGGUUUGAGUGGUCGCCCUGUGAGCGGUCAGCUGCGCGCACGAGAGGGGCACGAGUGACGUCAACAGCACGCCUCUGAGUGGACAAACGGGGCGCGAGUGCUCUGUUUGAGUGCGCGCACCUGCUGCAGGUGAAAACACUGUCCUGCAAGCUUCAUAUAAUACACAACUUAAUAUUGAGUUAGAGUGUGUGGAUGUGAGCUGUUGUUUUGGUAUAUUACUCUCAGCAUGGGUGAUGCCUCCUGUCCCUGUUGGUGUAGUUGAGUCAGAAAACUCAUACAGUGUCCCUCCUGCAUGCACACGCAUGCAUACUGCACACACACUUAUGUAUGUUCCCUUUGCUGGCUUGAAGGCCCAGUCACCACCCCAGUUCCUUGUUAGCAGAGAAAAUAAAAGGGAAGUUGGACAAUCUGGGCUAUAAGUGCUCGUUCUGGAAGAAGAGAAGCACGCAGAUCACUGACUUGACCAAGCAGUAGAGGAGGGUAGAUCACGGAGAGGGGUGAGAGGGUGAAGCAUCAGGAGGCGAGCAGGCGGCAAACAAGCAACAGCCAGAGCAGGAAGAGAUGAGGAUGGGUGGAGGAGCUGCACAGAGCUGCUGGCUGCUGCUCACACUCUCUCUGAAAGGUAUUCUUGCUGGUGAUUGGUCAGUUCGUCUCCCGUCUAGUCCUAUCUGUGCCGUGACUGGUUCCUCAGUGGUUCUCCCUUGUUCCUAUGACUACCCCCAAAGUUCUAAUGAAAACAAGCAGGAGGGCCAGCUCUCUGCUCAGGGUGGAGGAGGACAACAGUACAAAGUUUUGUCUGAGAUGUGGUGUCUCGAUGACAGCCGCUGUAUCACACCAAGAUAUGUCUUCCACAGUGCCGGUAUCUUCUCAGAUCCAGCCUACCAGAACAGGGUGGAGUACCUGGGACAGCCAGGAACAAGAAACUGUUCUCUGAGGAUUUCUGAUUUGAGGCAGUCGGACAGCGGAGCGUACGUGUUUUACCUCGUCACCGGCCACCCUACACAGAAGAUGCCAGAGCAGAGCGGUAUACAGCUGCUGGUGGCAGACUCGUCCAGUCUUCCAGUCACGGUGUCAUCCAGUCCCUCCAGUGGCAUCACUGAGGGCGGGGCCUUACAGCUGGCCUGCUGCAGCCCUGCAGCUGGUCCACAGGCCAGUUUCAGAUGGUACAAGAGCACAAGCACCUGCCCAAGACACACCGGACAGGUGUGGCACAUCAGUGGGGUUACAUCAGAUGACUCUGGCAGCUACUACUGUCAGAUACAGACUGGAGACAGAGUGCAGAACUCUACGAUGCUGCCCAUUGAUGUAGAGUACUCUCCUCGAAACACAGCUGUCUCAGUGUCUCCCACUGGGGAGCUACCGGACGAGCUUCCUGUGACUCUGACCUGCAGCAGUGAUGCUAACCCACCUGUCCACACGUACGCUUGGUACCGGGGUGCAGCGUGUCUCCCCACAGCAGACAAAAGCUUUCAUCCAGCGAGACAAUCCCUGGCCACACCCACAGGAAGAGGCCCGACACUCAGCACUGCCAACAUCACCGCUGAGGAAUAUGGGCAGCACUGCUGUGUGGCGAGCAACAGACACGGAUCACAGACUAACAGCGUAACACUCGGCAGCUCUGCAACGACUCCGUCCGACUCUUCAGGAGGCAGAUUGGUGUUUAUAGGAGUGACCGUCGGUGUUCUGCUGGCUGUUGUAGCCGUAGUGGCUUUUGUCAUGGCAAGGAGACGGAAGUCAUCCAGCCAUCGGUCGUAUGUCCUCACUGAGACAACUGCAACAGCACCUUAAGGACUCAGCAGGACUUAAUUCUGCACCAAGUACAUAACAAAGUGCAAACACCCCACAACUGCCACAAAACACCUUUUUAUUAUAUUCAAGUAAUCCAAGAUAGGUAGAUUUUUUUUUCUCAAUACUAGCCUCAUCACUAAUGCUGGCUUAGGCUGCACUCUAUGGGCCCCACACGUGCAAGAGCCUGGAAUUGGCCAGAAUAUUUUUGAUUAUUUAAAUUUACUUCAGAGACAAAAAAAAAACUUAGCAGCUUCGGGUAGAUGUGGGCCGCAGGAACUGCACAGGAUGCAACCUAUAGCAGAUUUUGCCAAUUCACACAGACUGUGAAAACCUGAAAAUCAUACAAAAGUCAUCAAUAUACAUCCAAGCAAACAGGACACAGCACUGAAGGCCUUAAAUCCUGGAUUUCAAUACGCUGAGUUGAACAAGGAUGAACUUGGCCAACCUGGUCUACAAGAGACUAACUGCUUAAUUUCAAAAUCAACAGAACUGAAGCAAAGGAAAAACUGUUGGACUGUGUUGAUUCUGUUCACUCGUGGCUUUCUGAUCAUUUGUUCCAUUUGCUUCAGUGCAGCUGUGCGGUGAGAUGAGCUAAAUGUUGCUGUCAGGAAUUAAUCUUUGAUUUUGUGCUCUAGUCGGUUAAACUGUCGCAGGAACAGAAUUUGAAUACACCCUUGGCGGUUUAUCACGUAUGACGACCACAGAUGACAUUUAGCACUGAUACUCUCACUGCGCUGUAUAAGCAAAGCCCCAAAACAGAAGACACUGAAGCAGCUAUUACUGAAAGCAUGUUCGUGCAUGAGGAUGACGAUGGAAAAUGCAGUCAUAAUGAUCCAAUUAAAAGCAGUUAGCAGUUGGUCCUGGGUCACAUAGUGUGGUUUUGAGUAAACUCUUCAGUGUGAUAAGUCACUAACAGAUACUUACCAGAGCCUGAGGAGAAGUGGAGGCUGAAAACCAGGAGGACAGUGACUCUGACACCAGAACUUUCUUUCUUUUACAAAAUGUACUUGGAUCACAACUCUUCAUGUUGUUAGGCUAUUUUUAGCCUAACAAAAACUUAAUAUUUAUCAUAUUUAAGUGAGAAGAGCUGAGUAAAGUUGGGCACAAAUGUUGUUUCUUUGAAAUGUUAAUUAAGUAAACAGUGUAAACUCUUUCUUUUUCCAAACAGCUAAAAAUGUGGUUUCACAUCAUGUGGUUGCAUUUAUAUGGUGUUUAUAUGGUGUUUUAUGGGAAAGAGAGAUUAUUAGUGGUGCACACACAACUGCUGUAAGCUACAGGGUGAUGUAUUUAGCAUACUGAAGAGAGUGACAUCAUGUUUUACAAAAUGUUCGACAUCUUAGAUAUAUCAAACAGCUUUUUAAUUUCCAUUCUCCGACAUUUAACAAGACAGUGAGUUUACUGCACAGCAAAACAUGCUACUACCACAUUGUUUAAAAGCACAAAAAUAAUCAGAGUGCCAGUAGUUUUCAUCUGAAGGUCAAUAAAAAGAUUAUUGAACAGAUCACUGAUUACUACCAUACUGACCAAAGUUCUGCCAUCUGCCUGUCUAUCUGAGUCAGGCAGAUCAGUUUACAUUGAGAAACAAAGAACCUUCUGCAUUGACCAAUAAAUGUUAUGCCUUUGUAUGUCGCUUCUGUUGCAAUCAAAAACACUGAAUAUUAUUAAACCUUAACCGACCACAACCCCACCCUUCAAAAGCCAAGGAUUGAGGAUAAUCUCAAUAAUACUAAUAAGUACUUAAAAGCACACCAGAACAGAAUGUACAUGAGUAUUUUAAACUCAAGGGGGCAGCAUGUCCUAGUUUAACAUUGAUACAAUGUUACUACUAUUAUCACUGCUGCAAGUAGGCCAAGAGAGGCUGCGUUCAUAGGAUUUUUAAGGUUGUAGGUGUUUCAUUGAUGGAACAUGUUUCUUGAUAAUGUUACAACCUUUCUGUCUCCAGUGUUACAGAGAGACAUGAGAAGGAUUUCCGAUUCUAACAAGUCCAGCAAUUCUGUGAUUGAGCUCAGUUCAGAUGCAGGCAGAACACAAACCACACAGAUCCUUGUGCCAAGUGCCUCAUUGAGCGUAAGAAAAUGUCUUCAUGCUUCACUAGUUUUUGUAAACAGACAUUUCCUUCUGUGUAACCCUGUUUUUUUUACUCAUUUAGAUUGAGCUGAUGUUUUCAUAAUCAUGGCUCUUCUCCUGAAACACAAAGGGCAGCAUUAGACACUUUGUGAGACACUGUCAUGUUAAUUUAUUUUAACAGAGCGGGGUCCUCCUUACCUCCUUGUCCACAGCAGAUCUACGUCUCUGCCUCCUUAAACAAUGCAAUAACAAAGGUUUGCAAACUGAACUCUUCAGCAUUUCAUGAAAGUCAGAAUAAAAUGAACUGUGUCCAAUAUUGUGUAUAAAAUAACUUACCAAGCCCAGAUAAUAACCAGUAUAAGCAACAGCACAAUAACAACCUUGACUCCAAUACCAACACAGA